This is a messenger RNA of Exophiala dermatitidis NIH/UT8656, 309 nucleotides long. RefSeq lists its product as uncharacterized. The annotation marks the transcript as partial. The record is from RefSeq and is a predicted model, not a curated record. NCBI's taxonomy places the organism in Eukaryota, Fungi, Ascomycota, Eurotiomycetes, Chaetothyriales, Herpotrichiellaceae. The transcript is spliced from 3 exons.
GUGCUUAAUACAGUUCGAACCUCCUCUACCCGAAAGAAGACCGCGCGACCUCAACACUUCUCUACAUCUGCAAGGCCUGCCACGCGACCACCACCCACGACUCUGCAUGCACAUACCGGCAUCAGCUGGGUUCCACCGUUCAGGAGACGGCUGGAGUCACCACUGAUGUCGCAAAUGAUCCAACUCUUCCUCAUGCAACUCAACGGUGUCCGAAGUGUGGGGAAACGGAUGCGGUUUAUUUCCAGUCCCAACAGCGGGCUGCGGACACGGGGAUGAAACUCUACUACGUUUGCACAGCCUGUAAUAAUG